This is a messenger RNA of Aureobasidium namibiae CBS 147.97, 1653 nucleotides long. RefSeq lists its product as uncharacterized. The record is from RefSeq and is a predicted model, not a curated record. The coding region runs from base 1 to 1653 and encodes 550 amino acids. The transcript has a single exon. Lineage: Eukaryota; Fungi; Ascomycota; Dothideomycetes; Dothideales; Saccotheciaceae.
AUGCGUUUUGCUGCUUUGCUGCUGGUCCAGCUAUUACUCCCGACAUAUUACACUCUAGCAGACGACGUCAGCUUCGACUAUGACCCGACGGACGUGACCGCCUGGGAACAUGACUACGGCCAUUAUCCUUAUCGAACCUUCGAAUCGACCGACCUGACGCCUCCAGCCGUCGCACAUAAAAUCGAUUCACCAGCAUGUCACGAUGGGUUGUUCACGUUCCUUACGCCUCGAGGCACUGCGGUCAAUGAGAGUCGUGGUAUGGUCAUUCUCGACGAAGAAGGAGAACUUGUGUGGAUGCAAAAAACGGAAGGACAACCCUACAACCUUGAUGUACAAACGUACCAGGGCACUCCACACUUGACCUACUGGUUCGGUGAUGACACUAUUGGAGGUCAUGGAGAAGGCGACUACUACAUGCUCAACUCGUCUUACGACCUGGUUGCAAAGAUAUCCGCCUUGGGCGACCUACAUGCCGAUCUACACUCCCUGAGUAUUACACCGGACGAUACUGCCAUCAUCAGUAUCUACCAGCCAUAUGAGAAAGAGAAGGGAGGGCGACUGCAAUACAUCUGGGACUGUCUGUUCCAGGAGAUCGAUAUAGCGACCAACAGCCUCGUUUUCCAAUGGCGUGCGUCAGAUUAUCACGAUACCUCGGAAUCAUAUCAUGACCCACGAUACGAACAAGAAGGGGUAACCAAUAUCACGCAUUGGGACUGGUACCACCUCAAUUCGGUUGAAAAGGACGAUCUGGGCAACUACCUCGUCUCGGCCCGGUAUACUCAUUCCAUAAGCUAUAUCGACGGUCAAACUGGCGAUCUGAUCUGGACGUUGGGAGGCAAGCGCAACAUGUUCACAUCUGAUGACAAUGCGUUCAACUUCUCGUCUCAGCAUUUCGCUCAAUUUCAUGCAGUCGAUGAGUUCCCAAGUUUGGUUGCCUCUUUGGGUGCUAGCCAAGCAGACAUCACUACACGUUUGAUCAGUCUCUUCGACAACGCCAAUGACGAUACUUGGGAUUCGGGGUUGGCCUCGAGGGGUCUACUUCUGGCUAUCUCAUAUCCUACUCAUCCCAGACCUGAUAGCAAGAUCAACAAGAACGACUAUAGUGCUCGCAUCGUUCGCGAGUAUGUUCACCCAAACGAGUUGAUCGCCGACAGCCAAGGAAGCUUGCAGAUUGUCCCUUCAACAGAUGUCAACCAAGACCCUAGCAUUCUUAUUGGAUGGGGCGCACGAUCAGUAUGGUCCUCGUAUUCAUCUUCAGGCAAGCUCAUAUGCGAGGACCAUUUUGGUACAGAAGCUGCUAUCCUCAACGGAUCAGUUCAAUCUUACCAUGUGAUGAAAUAUCCAUGGAUCGGACUGCCGAGCGAACCUAUUUCGGCGGUCUACAACUCCGAUCGCGACAGUCUGUUCGUCUCCUGGAACGGAGCCACCGAGACCGUCUCAUAUGCGCUGCAGCACACUGAUCAUAGUGGCAACGACUAUGCUGACUGGGUCUACAUAAGCAUCACUCAGAAGGACGGGUUUGAAACAGAGGUUGUCGUCGGUAAAUGCGUGACGCGCUUCGUGCGUGUUGUUGCACUAGACAUGGCAGAUAAUGUGCUCGGUGUCUCGGAAGCAGUUGAGCUGCCAUUUACAUCGGUAAGUGUCUUUUCCUGA